Molecule: messenger RNA, 938 nt
Organism: Amphiprion ocellaris (clown anemonefish)
Lineage: Eukaryota; Metazoa; Chordata; Actinopteri; Pomacentridae
Gene: exosc4
Product: exosome component 4
Exons: 3
Coding region: 28-765 (245 amino acids)
Biological process (GO): rRNA catabolic process; U4 snRNA 3'-end processing; nuclear mRNA surveillance
Cellular component (GO): nuclear exosome (RNase complex); nucleolus; cytoplasmic exosome (RNase complex)
Source: RefSeq, a predicted model, not a curated record
UGCUGCUCAUUCGAAGUUUGCGGAAACAUGGCGGGUCUGGAGCUGCUGUCUGACCAGGGAUACCGUCUGGAUGGAAGAAAAGCCACCGAGCUGCGGAAGGUCCAGGCCCGGAUGGGAGUGUUCGCUCAGGCGGACGGUUCUGCGUAUUUAGAGCAGGGAAACACCAAAGCUCUGGCUGUGGUUUACGGUCCGCACGAAAUGCGAGGCUCACGAAGCCGCACUCUUCACGAUCGAGCGCUUAUCAACUGUCAGUACAGCAUGGCCACAUUCAGCACAGCAGAGAGGAAGAGGAGGCCGCACGGAGAUCGCAAGUCCACAGAGAUGAGCCUCCACCUCAAGCAGACGUUUGAAGCUGCUGUGAUGACCCAGCUCUACCCGCGCUCUCAAAUAGACAUCUAUGUCAAGAUCCUGCAGUCGGACGGAGGGAACUACAGCACCUGUGUAAAUGCUGCCACUCUGGCGGUGAUUGAUGCUGGCAUCCCAAUGAGGGACUAUGUGUGCGCCUGCACGGUGGGGUUUGUGGAUGAGACGCCCCUCGCUGACCUUUGCUAUGCAGAGGAAAGCGGUGGAGUGAGCUCUCUGGCUUUGGCGCUGCUGCCACGCGGCGGACAGAUCGCUCUGCUGCAGAUGGACGCCAGACUGCAUCAGGAUCACCUCGAGACUCUGAUUGAAGCUGCAAUGACGGCUUGUAAAGGUGUGAGUAAGGUGCUGGACGAGGUGGUGAGGCAACAUCUUCAAGAAGUCUCAGUGCUCACCGGGGAGUGAUGAGGGACAAAGAACGACAAUCUGGACUGUAGUUCUGAGUCCAGUUUCAAAGUAUUUUUGGACUUUUAAAGGAGACAAAUGGUGGAGAAUUGUGCUUUUUUUAUGCAUUCAAACCAAUUACUGUAUACUUUUGUAUAUAUAUGGUAAGCCAAGCAAUAAAUAUGUUAAUCCUG